This is a messenger RNA of Emiliania huxleyi CCMP1516, 846 nucleotides long. RefSeq lists its product as hypothetical. Bases 1 to 846 code for a protein of 281 amino acids. The transcript has a single exon. Lineage: Eukaryota; Haptophyta; Isochrysidales; Noelaerhabdaceae. Gene Ontology annotation, molecular function: pseudouridine synthase activity; RNA binding. Gene Ontology annotation, biological process: pseudouridine synthesis. The record is from RefSeq and is a predicted model, not a curated record.
AUGCUCUGUCUGGCUCCCUGCCUGAUCGCGGUCCUCCUCCCGUCCCCUGCCGCCGAGUCUGCCCUCGCCCAGAGCUCGCUCGUCUAUGCGCUCCACAAGCCACGCGGCGUCCUCUCUGCCGUGGGCGAGUCGCGGGCCAGGACGCUCACGGAUCUGAUGGUUGGCGCGGGAGUCGUGCCGCUCGCUGGCCACGCCGGCCGGCUCGACAAGGAGACCUCGGGGCUCAUGCUGAUCACAAACCACUCCACUCUGCUGCGUGCAGUGAUUGGCCAGGCGCCGGUGCUGGCCGAGUUUGGGGGAUCGCCAGUACCCAAGCGGUACACGCUCCUCCUGGCGGGCGCACACGCGCCAGAGAGGCUGGCCAGCCUGAGCGAGCCGAUCGAGAUCACGCGCGGCGGCCUCAAGCCGUGCGACGGCGCGACCGUGCUGACGGCGACCGCGUUUCGAGACGAGCGGCUGGCGACCGAGUUUCACCUGCUCGGCAGAGAUGACACGCGGCGGGUGGAGGCCGAGCGCGCCGCGCUGAGGGAGAGACGCGCCGCCUGUCGCAGUCGCGCAUCCGGAGAGCCGAUCGCGGCCUUUGUGCCCGAGGGGGGCUGGCUGACACGCGUGGAGCUGGAGAUCUCCCAAGGUCGCCACCACCAGAUCCGCAGGCUCUGCCGCCGAGCGGGUCUCAAGUUGAGGCACCUGGAGCGCACGCGCAUCGGGCCCAUCGAGCUCGGCGACCUGCCGCCCGGACGCGUGCGCCCUCUGGACCGCGAGGAGAGGCGGGCGCUCUACUCGCACUGUCUGCCGCGCGUGAGCGCUUUGAUAUCUCGUGGCAGCGAAUUGCGUGUCUCCUUGUGA